Molecule: messenger RNA, 4212 nt
Organism: Macaca mulatta (Rhesus monkey)
Lineage: Eukaryota; Metazoa; Chordata; Mammalia; Primates; Cercopithecidae
Source: RefSeq, a predicted model, not a curated record
AUCAAAGUAUUUUUCAACUGGGCUGUCACUGCACUUGAACUUGGAAUCUUAUAACUUGAAGAACUGCCCUGGAGAAAAGAAGAAACUUAUAAUAAAUGGGAAAUUAUAAAUCUAGACCAACCCAAACUUGUACUGAUGAAUGGAAGAAAAAAGUCAGUGAAUCAUAUGUUAUCACAAUAGAAAGAUUAGAAGAUGACCUGCAGAUCAAGGAAAAAGAACUGACAGAACUAAGGCAUAUAUUUAGCUCUGAUGAAGCCUUCAGUAAAGUCAAUUUAAAUUACCGCACUGAAAAUGGGCUGUCUCUACUUCAUUUAUGUUGCAUUUGUGGAGGCAACAAAUCACAUAUUCGAACUCUUAUGUUAAAAGGGCUCCGCCCAUCUCGACUGUCAAGAAAUGGAUUUACAGCCUUGCAUUUGGCAGUUUACAAGGAUAAUGCAGAAUUGAUCACUUCUCUGCUUCACAGUGGAGCUGAUAUACAGCAGGUUGGAUAUGGUGGCCUCACUGCCCUCCAUAUUGCUACAAUAGCUGGCCACCCAGAGGCUGCUGAUGUGCUGUUGCAACAUGGAGCUAAUGUCAAUAUUCAAGAUGCAGUUUUUUUCACUCCAUUGCACAUUGCAGCCUACUAUGGGCAUGAACAGGUAACUCGCCUUCUUUUGAAAUUUGGUGCUGAUGUAAAUGUAAGUGGUGAAGUUGGAGAUAGACCCCUCCACCUAGCAUCCGCAAAAGGAUUCUUGAAUAUUGCAAAACUCUUGAUGGAAGAAGGCAGCAAAGCAGAUGUGAAUGCUCAAGAUAAUGAAGACCAUGUCCCUCUCCAUUUCUGUUCUCGAUUUGGACACCAUGAUAUAGUUAAGUAUCUGCUGCAAAGUGAUUUGGAAGUUCAACCUCAUGCUGUUAAUAUCUAUGGAGAUACCCCCUUGCACCUGGCAUGCUACAAUGGCAAAUUUGAAGUUGCCAAGGAAAUCAUCCAAAUAUCAGGAACAGAAAGUCUGACUAAGGAAAACAUCUUCAGUGAAACUGCUUUUCAUAGUGCUUGUACCUAUGGCAAGAGAAUUGACCUAGUCAAAUUUCUUCUUGAUCAGAACGUCAUAAACAUCAACCACCAAGGAAGGGAUGGGCACACUGGAUUACACUCUGCUUGCUACCACGGUCACAUUCGCCUGGUUCAGUUCUUACUGGAUAAUGGAGCUGAUAUGAAUCUAGUGGCUUGUGAUCCCAGCAGGUCUAGUGGUGAAAAAGAUGAGCAGACAUGUUUGAUGUGGGCUUAUGAAAAAGGGAAUGAUGCCAUUGUCACACUCCUGAAGCAUUAUAAGAGACCGCAAGAUGAAUUGCUCUGUAAUGAAUAUUCUCAGCCUGGAGGAGAUGGCUCCUAUGUGUCUGUUCCAUCCCCCUUGGGGAAGAUUAAAAGCAUGACAAAAGAGAAGGCAGAUAUUCUCCUCCUAAGAGCAGGAUUGCCUUCACAUUUCCAUCUUCAGCUCUCAGAAAUUGAGUUCCAUGAGAUUAUCGGCUCAGGUUCUUUUGGGAAAGUAUAUAAAGGACGAUGCAGAAAUAAAAUAGUGGCUAUAAAACGUUAUCGAGCCAAUACCUACUGCUCCAAGUCAGAUGUGGAUAUGUUUUGCCGAGAGGUGUCCAUUCUCUGCCAGCUCAAUCAUCCCUGUGUAAUUCAGUUUGUGGGCGCUUGCUUGAAUGAUCCCAGCCAGUUUGCCAUUGUCACUCAAUACAUAUCAGGGGGUUCUCUGUUCUCCCUCCUUCAUGAGCAGAAAAGGAUUCUUGAUUUGCAGUCUAAAUUAAUUAUUGCAGUAGAUGUUGCCAAAGGCAUGGAGUACCUUCACAACUUGACACAGCCAAUUAUACAUCGUGACUUGAACAGUCACAAUAUUCUUCUCUAUGAGGACGGGCAUGCUGUGGUGGCAGAUUUUGGAGAAUCAAGAUUUCUACAGUCUCUGGAUGAAGACAACAUGACAAAACAACCUGGGAACCUCCGUUGGAUGGCUCCUGAGGUGUUCACGCAGUGCACUCGGUACACCAUCAAAGCAGACGUCUUCAGCUACGCUCUGUGUCUGUGGGAAAUUCUCACUGGCGAAAUUCCAUUCGCUCAUCUCAAGCCAGCGGCUGCGGCAGCAGACAUGGCUUACCACCACAUCAGACCUCCCAUUGGCUAUUCCAUUCCCAAGCCUGUAUCAUCUCUGCUGAUACGAGGGUGGAACGCAUGUCCUGAAGGAAGACCCGAGUUUUCUGAAGUUGUCACGAAGUUAGAAGAGUGUCUCUGCAACAUUGAGCUGAUGUCUCCAGCAUCAAGUAACAGCAGUGGCUCUCUCUCACCUUCUUCUUCUUCUGAUUGCCUGGUGAGCCGGGGAGGACCUGGCCGGAGUCAUGUGGCAGCUUUAAGAAGUCGUUUCGAAUUGGAAUAUGCUCUAAAUGCAAGGUCCUAUGCUGCUUUGUCCCAAAGGUGCAAGUUUCUCUUAACAACGUGGCAUUCCCUAAGGAUUUGCUGUGAGGGUGCAUUCAAGCUGUCGCUAUUGAACAUCCGGGGCACUAUUUUAAAUGUUUUAAAUAGUCAUCUAAUUCAGCCUUAGGAAGUAGGUAUUCCAAUUUGUAUAAAUGAGGAAACUGAGGCUCAUAGAAAAGGUAAGCAACUUUCCCAAGUUAAUGGAGAAUAAGUAAGCGAAGCUGGAAUUCUCACUCAGGACUCUCCUGUGCUUUCUGAGUUUCUCUGGAAUAGGAGGUGGCAUGUUCCAGAAGCUUGAAAUAUUUUGCCAAUACUUGUAUUUGCUAGACUUCCAGUUUCUCCUGGAAGUCAGUCUGUGAAUAACUUCGGCUAUUUCUCCCAAGUCUGACUUUUCAGCUUGUGGAUAUGAAGGCAGAGGAAGUGAGACCAGCGAUCAAUAGGUGCUUAAAGUGAAAGAGCCCAACGAUAUAAGAAUUGAUGGACUAAGUACAGGAGGGCCAUGAGUUUAACAGCUUGUGAGACAGCGGUUCUCAACUUUGACUGCACAUUAGAAUCAUCUGGGAAGCUUUUACAAGUACCAUUGCCCAGGACCAAUUAAACGAAAAUCCAUGGGGUUGACACCCAGGCAUCAAAAUGCUUUAAAGUUUCCCAGGUGAUUCCAAUAUACAUCCAAGUAUAAGAAACAUGCUGAAAGAGAAUGAUACAAUGCUAACCUGCCAGUCAUUCUGUAAGAAGGGGAUGCAGCUAAUGAAAGAGGAAAGACAAAGCCAAGGUAAAAUAGCAUCUGUGACCAAAGGGGACCAUUUUGAUGACUUAUUACGUGCAUCGUUCCUGCCAAAAUUCCUUGCAAUAUACCACUAAUUUCUGAUCUUUGGAUUUCCUAAUUAAUUCAAGUGACAGAGUUAAAAUGUAAUUUUUUAGUAUAGCAUUAUGGUUUUGAAAAAUCUGUACAAGGUUUUUGCUAUAGUUCCUACUAAGGUAUGGAUGCGGGGACACCUCAACAAUGUCUUGAAAAAUGAUGCAUCUACUUUUCCAUUUUUUGUCAUGAGGUUCACAGAUGAUAGGUUUGAGUUUUGUAAUGCUUGAUUUGAUGGGGUCUUUGGUUGUGUGUGUAUUUAUUUCUAAUUAUUAUUAUUUUUCUUUAUAAAUACAUUUAGAGGUGAAAAAUUGUGUCAGAGAUGUUCUCCACAGAUAAUAGGAAUUCCCUAAUUCCUACCAAAACCGUAAAUUGAUAAAAUCUGAGCUUGAGAAAGGCGCUCUUGAAGUUCUGCCUCUUUUAAAAUAUUUUGUGCCUCUAGAUAUAUUUGGAAAACUAAGCAUGUGGCAGUUGCUCCUCCCACAGGGUAUGAAAUCCCAACUUGUACAUGGAUUACAUCAUGUAAAUUUAGAAAUGACAAACUGAUACACAACCUUUCAGAUGUGAAAACCAAUUAGUGUUUGUGUGGGGCUGGCCUCUGAAAAUAGAAUGAUUUGACCUAGUUAGCUGUCCGAGAGAAGAAAACCAGGGAUCCAGAGUUUGGAACUGUAAAACAGAUACAUUUGGGAUUAAUUUUUCACACUACAAAAGGGUCCAUCAAAGGUUUCUUUAAAUAGAAAGCUUGCCUAGUGCACUUAGAAUGGAAUUCAUUUUAUAAAAGUUGAAUAUAACUUAUACAAUUUUAAUUUACUCAUAGUUUUUCUGGGUUACAACAAUUGUGGAAGAUGAUAGCACCAUGACACUGAUGUUCCUAGGAGGAAUAAAGAAGGGAGAGCAGCAAGGGGACCGU